This is a messenger RNA of Odontomachus brunneus, 5098 nucleotides long. RefSeq names its product protein lines (gene lin). The coding region runs from base 629 to 2410 and encodes 593 amino acids. The record is from RefSeq and is a predicted model, not a curated record. The transcript has 2 exons. NCBI's taxonomy places the organism in Eukaryota, Metazoa, Arthropoda, Insecta, Hymenoptera, Formicidae.
ACGUAUCGCCCACUCGUCUCGUCCCGCUCCACGGCCGUGCGUGCGCGACGGGGACGUCGCGAAUAUCGCACGGCGUGGAUCCGUCUCGUCGACGUGCCCCCCACGCUGAAAUCCGGAUCGUGUACGCCGCCGCCGACAACGCUCGUCGCGCGAUACGCUCGUUCUCCGUCGCGAUCGCGUGCUCGCGGAUCGCGCGGCGAUCAGCAGCGCGUCGUGCUCGGGUCGUCUACACGCGCGGAUUGUGUCCAGGUGCCCGUGUUGAGCGGUGAUUUUCGUCCCCGGGCGAAGUGUGUACGACGACGACGCCGUCGCUACCGAGGAUCGCCUCGAGGUUCGCCCAAAGGAUGAUCUGAGUACACGUCCGUAUUCCGGGACGGAUAAGCACACGUGAACCAGUGUACGCGCGUCUAUUUAUUUGGAUACAUAGUGUACCGCAGCCAGGAGUCCGUCCCCGUUUUAUAGUCCACGAAAAAAGCGCAAUAGGAAUUUCAUGCUAUAUUUCCAAUGGACCUACACAUCAGCAGGCUGCAAUGGGCUGACACAGAAUGCGACUAACUUAUUACACCUUGGACACUUGUCUCUCUGCAGCAGUGGCAUUCUUGCGAGAGAGAUAACUUGACAGGAGUUAAUGGUGCUUCCACGCUGUUAUCAUUGUCCUCCUAUCGAUACAAUGGAGGAGCCGGUUAAGAAGAAACAGCGUGUCGACGGUAGCGAGGAUUCCAAGAACGCGCUUGCCGAUAUCGAGGAACUGCAGAACAGCCUGCUCGCGCAAUGCCUGUGCAAUGUGUCGGAGAGCAGCCUGCGCAAGCCGUUUACCAGUACGACCGUGGAGGCAGCUGACGGUAGCUUCCGCUAUUUCGUCCUGUCCGAGUGGAGCAACGAGCAGACCCUCAAGUUUCUGAGCGCGUUGCAGCUGCUGUUCGACCUGGCGAUCAAGCAGAACGUGAGAGGCCUGAUAUGCAAGCGAGUGUUGGACACGUGUAAAGCGUUGGCGCGCAACGAACAUGGCGUGAUCGAUCAGAUAAUCGAUCUCUCCUACACAACCGACAAGUUCGUGUCGUUCGCCGCGAGCCGAGUGCUCGCGUCGUUCUUCAUCGUCACGAAGGACAACGUGCAGCCGUGGUUGGAGAAGCUCACGCAGUCCUUGGUGAAUACGCACUCGCCUGGCCAGAUGCUGUUCAUCCUAGACGUGGUGAAAAGGGUGGUCGAGCACAAAGACUGCAGUAUACACCCGUUGGAAGACGCGGACGCGUCUACACCGCCGCCCGGCUGCAACACCGUCGUAAUCUCCGAUUCCGAAAGUUUCGACAGCACCGCGAUCAAGGCAAUGUGCGUGAAGGCGCUCGAGUCCAAGUGGAUCAUCCUGGUGUCCAAGUUCGAGGCCAUCCUCAACGCAUAUACGCCACAGCACGAAUCUGUUGUGAUCACGUUCCUGCAUCUGUGGGAAACCGUGAUCUCCGUGAAGGCCAAUCUGUCAGUCAUCGACACCAAGCUCUUCUACUCGCAAUUGGACAACCUCGUGAUGCUACUGAACGCGAACGUUCCUAGCGUCAUUUGGCGACACCUACUCAGUCUGUUCAAUGAGGUGUUAUGCUACGGUAGCACUCUCGCGCUGCAGGAUGUGUUGCCGGACGAGCCGUGUUCUCUGGCGCAUCUGAUCGUACGUGCGGUUAAGGAUUGGAGAUUGCUCGACGCGAUGCCGUACCGUCACGGCUCUGGCCGAUUCGGCGGGGGUACCGGCGAAGGUGACCGUCCACUGCUGCAGAAGAUGGUGCUGCUGGUACUCAAGAGCGUCGCCGUGACUGUACGGGAGACACGCAGCGAUACCAGCGACUCGUCUCUGGGCUCCGAGGCUGAGGACUUGGAUGCGGACAUGGCGGUGAUCGAGAGAAGCAUCCGCGAAGUUUUGCGCCAGCUGGACCAAUGCGUCAAGGCGCUGAUGCCGUUCCAUCCGGAGAUGCCGCUGUCGCAGUGGGUCGUGCAGAUGUUUCAUGAUCAGGACGACUUUCUCAUCGAGGGUAUGGUGUGCUGCUUGGACGUCGCUGUGGGCCUCUUCUAUCGCGGCCCGCCGCAGAACGAUCUCGGCCAUAUGCUGAGUCCAACGCUCACGUUCGUCCAAUUCGUAAACGCCGUGUCGCAGGAUCCGGAUGUGUUGUUGGACCUGCUCGUCAGCAACGAGACCUGCUUCCUGCUGUACCUACUACGAUUCCUCAAAUACAUCCGACGCAACUGGCUCGAGUUCGUGUCGUGUUGCGGUCGCGAAUUGCCAGACAUUAUGACAGUACUGACGAGACUGCGAAUGGCCAUCAAUCGACUGGUGUCUAAGGCACUGUUCCCGUACAAUAUUAAUCCGGUUCUGCGUCUGCUCGACAAAUGCGAGUCCUUUUACGAGGGUAACGCGGACAAUUGAGUGUGUCGGUGGUGUAAGAUAACAGGAGGCAGAGCGGGGAGUCACGUGUCAGGUCAGCGUGUACAGAUCGUAUGGACAAGAGUAUUCUUUCUCUCUCUUUCCGUCCUAUACAGUAGCUAGGAUCGUUCUCGCCGUCUUCGCCGUCAUCUGUAAAAUAUCGCGAAGCUGUACAGAUCGCCGCAUCUCCGCGUUUUCCGCGUACAAGCGACUGAACUAACGCUGUCUUCGUAGCACUUUGUAGCUAACUAAGAGCGAGGCUUAGGAAGAGCGCGAUCGAGCGCGUUUCUUAUUUAUUAGUUCUAGCGAAAUUUCGCAAACGUAGUUGGAAUUGCGACGGGGCACUGCGCACCCUUCGUCCUCUGUUAGCGAAUGCACUGGUUUUCAGUCUCGUAAUUGUCCCGUAUUGUCGACGAUUACGAAUCGGACCAGCACAGUCGUCUGCGUAAAGAUUGCGACACUUGUUUUGAACAAGCUCAUACAAUACGAUAUUGACACUUCCAACUAUAAAUUACUUUUGUACACCUCGUAUCUAAAAAUUUGACAGUCAGAGAUUCUCAAACAGAGAACCAGUCCCGUUAAAAAGUGUCGCGGACUUUAUGCAAGAGACUGUAUAUAUAAGGCCGGGCGAAAUUCGCCAGUCGCCAUUAUGUCACCCCGAAAUCUAAACUGCAUUCGUGUGGUGCUAAUAAAAGUACGCUUUUGCCAAAGCACCAUUGGGAAAAAUACAUCAUAAUGUUGUAUACCACUAGGAUAGUAUUUAUGUGUAUACUUCAGACUAUAUAUGUACAAUUUGCCAAUCGAGAGUAGAAUAUCUUUGUAAAUGGAAUCUUGUUUGUAUUUCCACAUUUUUGCGAAUCGUGUACAUAAAACGUAAACAAAAAAGAAGAAUCAGUUUACAAGGCCGGCUAUUUGAUACAUCUUGCAGCACACGUUUGCUGGAUCGCUGGGUUUCAUCGUCUUUUCUUUUAAAAUUACUUUUGAAAGACACGGAAAAGCAACAAUAGAAAAGAACUUUCUGUGUUGUUUAUCCAUGAUUAGAUAUUGCGUAAAUACAAUAAAUAAACUGCGACGCGUAGAAAAUUUUGGAAGCCAGAUCGGAUUUUGUGCAACUUUUAUGUGUAAAAGCGUGAAUUUUAUAGUUUCAUAAAUUUGCUCAAUUCUCAAGACAAUUUUCAACAGUCGCUAACAUACGGCGACAAUACUACGUGAUGUACUCUCUUCGUUAGCGUUUCAUUAUUAAACUACACAAACGAGAACUGUAAUCUUUCACGAUAUUAGCACUGCUUCCGGAUGGAUAAAAAAAGAGGGAAACAAAAACGACGUUAUUCGCAACCGUCUCGAGAUAUCUCUGAUAAAAACCUAUAUUUGUAAAUAGCAAUAUUAACAACGAUUAAUUAAUGCGUGGCGUACGCAGAUAAGAUUUCCAUUCCUGUAAGUACUCAUGUAACGCACGAAAAUUCUCAAUUUUUACUUUUAUAAUUGUGGUGUCGUUUAAUUCAAUCUUUCCCUGAUCGAAGAUUAUAUUUUCUAUCGGAAGUCAUGACAUCGUUUGAAGUAGGUUUCACGUAGUUUCGUAGGAAGAGAAAUUCCUCUAUAUCAAUCGACUGUCGAGACAAAGAUUAUUCUCUUUUUCUUUUCCAAUCAAAUAUUUAUUAUCGCCUCCUCUCUCUCCUUCCUUCCCUCUCAACAUACAAGUCGAAUACAUUUGUCAUUAUCGAGACUUACGAUUAUAUAGCCCGGUAGAUUGUCUGUGAUGUCCCAAAAGAUUGGUCGCUACGAUGUUUGUUACAUUGAUUAGAGCGACGUAACGCGCGCUGUGUUGUUGGGACAAACCGUUCGAAUCUCGAGAGACCGAUACAAUUGAGUCCGUAAACGUUAGCCUUUUCAUUUUUGUGUUUUGUGUCUCUCUUGUUUUUAUAUAAAAUUACAUUACUCUCUAUUUAAAUUUUCGCAAAUGUAGCUCUAAUUGUUCAAACGUCCGAUCGAGAAAUUUUGCGUCGAGCAGGGCAAUUUUAAAACACAAUCCCUUUUUACUAAAUAUUUAUAUUUGUGUAUUAAAUCAUUAUAUGUAUAUAUAUACACACACAUAUGUGUAUGCAUGAAUAUAUAUAUACACACACAUAUAUAUAUAUAUAUAUAUAUGUAUGUAUAAAUAUAUUCUCAAUAAAUCACUAUUUCACAGCAUCAUUUUCCCAUUUAACACGAAAACUUAGCGAUAUCGUAUAUUGCAUAUUAAGCUUUUUUUUUAUCUUUUUCUUUUUUAUAAAUUAAUCUUUUUAUUUGCGUUCAUUUCAUUCGAAAUGUGUUUCUCUGCCCCAAAUCGGUAAAACUAUCAUCGCGUAUUUUACACUGACGUACGAAACUACACGAAACUGUACAUAUCUCUGUAAAGUUUUGCUCUUUGCGAAACAGCAAAUGUCCACUGCUCUGUAACUGCCCUGCAAAAGUUAGUUCAACAAGCUCCACUAAAUCAACAACAGAAUCUAAGUUACAUAGCCCAUUGUUAGUAUCACGUUCAACAGUGUGUGGUACAUGUGUGGACCAUUUUUGUCGCAUUUUAUCUCUAUCUCCCUUCCUCCCCCGUCCUACCUCUCUCUCUCUCUCUUUGCUUCUUCUUUUCCGUAUUUAGCCGUUGCUACACAUGUUGUUGCGUUAUCAAUAAUAAACCGCUAAUCAUCCGUGGCACAC